Molecule: messenger RNA, 390 nt
Organism: Phaedon cochleariae (mustard beetle)
Lineage: Eukaryota; Metazoa; Arthropoda; Insecta; Coleoptera; Chrysomelidae
Source: the annotation of a GenBank genome assembly
AUGUCUUCUGCCGCUUGCCGCCGCCAGCCUGCAUGUCCGUCCUCGCCAACUCGAUUCGCCCCGCCCCCCCACCACCACAGGCCCCGUGCUGUUGCAGGGCCGGUCCGCAUGCCGCCUCCAACCGCCGGCGGCAUCAACGAGCCGCAAGAGUGCCCGUACUGCAGGCGCAACUUCAGCUGCUACUACUCGCUCAAGCGCCACUUCCAGGACAAGCACGAGCAGAGCGACACGCUGUACGUGUGCGAGUUCUGCCACAGAAGGUACCGCACGAAGAACUCGCUGACUACGCACAAGAGCCUGCAGCAUCGGGGCUCAAGCGGCAUGCUCAAGCGGCUGCUCAAGACGACGGCGAUCAAGAGCGUGCUGAGCCAGCCGCCGAGGCUGCAGUGA